Clunio marinus is the source of this 198-nucleotide messenger RNA. The record is from the annotation of a GenBank genome assembly. NCBI's taxonomy places the organism in Eukaryota, Metazoa, Arthropoda, Insecta, Diptera, Chironomidae.
AUGUUGAAUGAAAGUAGAUGCCAAGUGAAGGCAAAAAAUUAUGAAUUUAUGACUUUAAACAAAGUUAAAGGAAGGGUUGAGCUUAAACUCUUCCUGGGGUUGAAAUUUUUUUCUAUGAUUGUUCCGCAGAUUGUAUCGUUCUACAAUUUUCCUGUAAAAACAACAAAACCAUCAACUCAUUCACAGCCAAAAAAGUGA